Messenger RNA from Zingiber officinale, 556 nucleotides. Its product is annotated as probable protein S-acyltransferase 22. The record is from RefSeq and is a predicted model, not a curated record. The coding region runs from base 65 to 556 and encodes 163 amino acids. NCBI's taxonomy places the organism in Eukaryota, Viridiplantae, Streptophyta, Magnoliopsida, Zingiberales, Zingiberaceae. The transcript is spliced from 4 exons.
UCUUUCCUUGUAGUGGAUCAAUAACUGCAUAGGAAGAAAAAAUUACAAAAGGUUCUUCAUCCUCAUGGUGUUUGCUCUUCUCUUGCUUAUUCUGCAGUGGGCUGUUGGGAUGCUUGUGCUGAUACUGUGUUUUGUUGAGAGAAGGAGAUUUUCUGCUGAAAUUGUUUCAAAGCUGGGUAGUAGCUUUUCCUUGGCACCCUUUAUCAUUGUGGUGGCUGUGUGCACUUUAUUAGCCAUGGUUGCUACUCUUCCAGUUGCACAACUUUUCUUCUUCCAUAUUCUUUUAAUAAAAAAGGGAAUCAGCACCUAUGAUUACAUUAUUGCUUUGAGGAAGCAAGAUCAGGAGCAGGAGCAACUUGCUGUUGGUGGGCAGCAAAGUCCGCAAAUGUCCCAAGUGAGCUCUUUUACUGGACUAAGCAGCACCAGUUCUUUCAAUCAAUUCCAUCGCGGUGCAUGGUGUACUCCGCCAAGAUUAUUCCUUGAGGAUCAGGUAUCAUACUUUCAUUAUUUAGAAAGUUAUUGUGAAUGUAAUUUACCAUGGUUAAGAUUAUUUUGA